This is a messenger RNA of Colletotrichum abscissum, 417 nucleotides long. RefSeq lists its product as uncharacterized. The record is from RefSeq and is a predicted model, not a curated record. NCBI's taxonomy places the organism in Eukaryota, Fungi, Ascomycota, Sordariomycetes, Glomerellales, Glomerellaceae. The coding region runs from base 1 to 417 and encodes 138 amino acids. The transcript has a single exon.
AUGGAACUCGAUCACGAAGCCCUCGACUGUCCGAGAAGACAUGUAGUGAUCCAAAUCGAAAGGGCGGCGGCGGUGGGCCCAGCAUCGGAAAGGCAAUGCUCCACCAACACGUGGCAGCCCGAACUGAUGUGCCCCGCUCCAGCUCUCGCUACCGGCGUCGACCCGGGCCUGCGGUAUGCGGGGCAAACAGCUGGUUCGAUUCCUCAACGGCUCAAAGGUCGACGGACUCUGGGGAUAGCGCUGGGUGAUCUUCAGCCCGGCUUAUUUACUGAGCCUUCCUUUGGUCCUUACUGCGUAACUGGAGUCUUUCCUGUGAAGCCGUGUCAGGUUGAGAUGGCAUUAGGGCUCCGCGACACCCUUCCGUCUGGGCAACUGAAAGAUCUCAAGCAGCGGAUCAUUGGUGGUUCUGUUGUGUAA